AUGAGCGUUGAAUUAUAUUCAAUAAAAUUAUUGCCUUGGAAACGGUUGGUUGAUAAAGAAGCCGUUUUGGUACUCAAAGAAAAAUUCUUCAUCGAUCCGAAUCCAGAAAUCUUUCAAACAGCACCACAGGGCUAUAAAAGUAUAUCGAAAUAUGUUGACAAUUUAACAUUUGAAGAAGAACCGAAUUAUACCCUCAUUCAGUCCGCAUUGGAACAAAUAAUCAAGGAUGAGUGUAUGGACAUAAGACUACCGCUUGAUUGGAAUGGGAAAGUGUUUGAAAAAGAAGAAACAAGGAUGCGCUUAAAAGAAAGAGAAUACAUCGGGCGUAAAAGAGGUGCCACUCGAGAAUCGAGAGACGUGAGUCUUGAACGAGAAGAUGAGCAAUUGGAGCAAGUGGAUAUUAAUCAAGCUGAUAAAGAGAAUAAACUGAAACAAUCAUCCGAGAAAGCAGCCACACAACAAUUACCUGUUAAAUCGGUUAAUGUUUAUUCAUCUGACGACUCAAACGUAUAA
Molecule: messenger RNA, 513 nt
Organism: Anisakis simplex (herring worm)
Lineage: Eukaryota; Metazoa; Nematoda; Chromadorea; Rhabditida; Anisakidae
Source: the annotation of a GenBank genome assembly